ACAGUAGGUACUUUAACGUUAUCAGUGCGUACAUUAAUUUUAAUUUAUUAAUUGCAUUAUGUAACUGGACACGGUUAGUUCUCCACGCGACUUGCUCCAGUGUGUACAUUUCCAAUGUGACUUUUCGUUUUCCCAGUUGAUAACGCAAUCCGAAUUCAAACAAAGAGUUUUUAUUUAUUGCGAUUUAAAAAGUAAAAUGUUAGACACUCAUUUGUUUUCUAAAUUAGUGACGAGAUGUUCAUUAAAUCCAGUGUCGUUGAGUAAGCAGGGCGAAUCUGCAUCCGAAUGGACGCCUUUGUUGAAGAAAUCUUCUAAUGUGCCGCUUUCUAUCAGAGUAUUCAUUAUACCCCAAAGAUGGGUGAUGGCCAUCAUGGGUUUCCUGGCCGUGGCCAACGCGUACACGAUGCGGGUCUGCCUGAACAUUGCUAUCACGCAGAUGGUUCACCGGCCAGCGCAUUCUGCCGGCAACGACGGGUCCUGUCCGUCGCCGGAUUUAGAACAAAUUACUGGCGAAGGAUCUGAUCCUACUGAGCUAACCGGCUUCAACUGGGACGAAGCCACUCAAGGCAUGAUCCUAAGUGCGUUCUACUACGGGUACAUUGUCACGCACUUACCCGGUGGGAUGAUAGCAGAGAGGUUCGGAGGAAAGUACUCCUUGGGCUUCGGAGUACUGAGUACAGCUGUGUUCACUCUGCUGACUCCGUGGACUGUCAGCGCUGGUGGGGCGACGGGCCUUAUUAUCUUGAGGGUACUGGAAGGACUUGGAGAGGGUUUCACGUUUCCCGCGUUAAACGCAAUGCUGGCACGAUGGGCACCCAUAUCAGAGAGAGGAAGAAUGGGAUCUCUAGUCUUUGGAGGUGCUCAGAUCGGCAACAUAGCUGGAACUUACCUAUCGGGACUUGUUAUCAAGGAGACCGGUGAAUGGCAAUCCGUCUUCUACCUCUUUGGUGCCAUUGGAAUCCUUUGGUUCAUUCUCUGGGCAUUGCUGUGCUACAAUGACCCCGAAUCGCAUCCGUUUAUAUCGGACAAGGAGAAGAAAUAUUUGGAAGAGGCUCUCGGCAGUCACCGAAGCAGCCUACCUUCCGCGAUUCCUUGGAAGGCCAUCUUCAUGUCAGUCCCUCUAUGGGCCCUGGUCUGCGCUCAGAUUGGUCACGACUACGGCUACUUCACAAUGGUGACGGACCUCCCCAAGUACAUGACAGGGGUGCUCAAGUUCGACAUACAUCGGACAGGCACGCUUGCAGCCUUGCCUUACGCAGUCAUGUGGCUGAGCUCCAUCGCUUUCGGCUGGAUUUGCGACAAGAUUGUCAAGAGAAACUGGCUAACUGUCACCAACGCUAGAAAGACUUUCACUACUAUCGCGUCUAUUGGCCCUGGUAUUUGCAUGAUCCUGGCAUCGUACUCCGGCUGCAACACUGAUGCCGUGGUCAUCCUAUUCACGGCAUCCAUGGGUCUGAUGGGAGCCUUCUACCCUGGCAUGAAAGUCAAUGCUCUGGACCUGAGCGGGAAAUACGCUGCAACAAUCAUGGCAAUUGUGAAUGGAAUUGGCGCCAUUACUGGCAUCAUUGCGCCUUACCUAGUUGGCUUGUUGACUCCUGAUAGUACGCUAGUACAAUGGCGACUAGUCUUCUGGAUAGCUCUAGCUGUGUUCGUUUUAACAAACUUAGUGUUCGUUGCCUGGGCGUCCGGGGACGAACAGUGGUGGAACACCACCACACAAGACCCGAGGAAGCAACGCGAGGCCGAGGCGGGAACAAUCCAAACCGUCAAUGCCGAGAUUAAGUUGUAGACCAGUACUUUAAAAAAACUGGUUCAAAUCACAAAUAAGAGGAAUAUUUCGACGCGAAGUGAGGAUCAGCUCGUUUCCUUGUCGUUAAUGUUCCGGAAGAAAGUGUAAAUAAAAUAUUAAUAAGUAACUAAUAAAAUGCAGUGCCUAAUAAAUGAAUACUGAAAUAGUUCAUCGCACUGCUUUAGACAGUUUAUAAUAAACGUACUUAGUUCAUCCGUUAUAUGGCGUUAUGCAGUUGACUCGAGACAAUUUUGUUAUAUUGCAAGAGUAGAUGUGAGUGAAAAUAAUUUAUAGUACAAACUGUAAAAGUUUCAAAUGAAAUUCAUUAAAUCAUAAUAAUAGGCGAUUCUCUGAAUCCACAGCCAGUGCUAUGUGAUAGUAAUAAUAAUUAAUAAUCCCGUUAUAGAUAUUAUUAUUAUUUUGUAAUUAUUUUUUUAAUAAUUUUCAAUCUUAGAAUAUCGAGAAAUUAGUUUAAGUCUAAUAUUAAAUUCAAUAUUUAUUACAAGUAUUAUUAUCUUGUUGAUGACUGUACUUUAGUUUCUAAGUAGUCAUACAAAGUAUUAUCAUUGUCUGAAGAAUACUGAUUGCCUAUUUGUAAAUAUUUGUGAAAAAUAUUUAUUUGACGAUGAAAUGCACUGACAAAUUAUUUUGUUCACGUAUUUUUGAGCAAAGGAAUAUUUUGCAAGAAAGGCUGUGAACAAAUCUGGGUUUACAGGGAAAAUACGAAAGGCCACGAAAUUACAUUAUUAUUCUACAUGAUAUCGGAAUGCACUAUCCAUGACGCUAUAGAAUCCUUAAAAUUGCAUAAUAUGUAUUUUUAAGUUUGCUUAGAGUGAGAUUUUCCAAUUAUGUCUAUUUUUAACUUUCAUAUAAUCCCUGGUCUCCCUAUUGCAUUUGAUUUCAGGGUGCAUUUUGUGCCAUUUAAGAGAUCUGUAUGCAGGCUUUAUGUUAGUUUUAAUACUUUUCGUAAACGUUAUACUAAGACUAAGAAUGGUAACCCCAUUACUUGUUUAAACUAUCUGAGAUAGUAGUUCGUAAGUUAUUUUGUACAAUAUUCUUGAAUUUUGUUAAAAUAAAAACAUUGAAAAAACAUGAA
Helicoverpa armigera (cotton bollworm) is the source of this 2885-nucleotide messenger RNA. Its product is annotated as putative inorganic phosphate cotransporter. The transcript has 8 exons. Gene Ontology annotation, cellular component: plasma membrane. The record is from RefSeq and is a predicted model, not a curated record. Gene Ontology annotation, biological process: transmembrane transport; monoatomic anion transport. The coding region runs from base 197 to 1789 and encodes 530 amino acids. Lineage: Eukaryota; Metazoa; Arthropoda; Insecta; Lepidoptera; Noctuidae. Gene Ontology annotation, molecular function: transmembrane transporter activity.